Bombus pyrosoma is the source of this 864-nucleotide messenger RNA. It is a transcript of the gene Dhfr, whose product is annotated as dihydrofolate reductase. The transcript has 5 exons. Gene Ontology annotation, biological process: folic acid metabolic process; dihydrofolate metabolic process; tetrahydrofolate biosynthetic process. NCBI's taxonomy places the organism in Eukaryota, Metazoa, Arthropoda, Insecta, Hymenoptera, Apidae. Gene Ontology annotation, molecular function: NADP binding; dihydrofolate reductase activity. Gene Ontology annotation, cellular component: mitochondrion. Bases 154 to 657 code for a protein of 167 amino acids. The record is from RefSeq and is a predicted model, not a curated record.
ACGGUUAAAUAGUUAUAUCUGAUCAUAUCUGUUGUGUUGCUUAAAAAUAACUAUUCUUAAACAUAACUUUCCAACGAAAGAAGUAACAAUAUGUGUUGACACAUUUUCUACUUGGUUAAACAAGUACUACAAAAAUUUGAGUUGUUAGUGAAGAUGAACUUAAAUUUAAUUUCGGCAGCAUGUGAGGGGAUGGGUAUUGGUAUAAAAGGAACAUUACCAUGGAGACUUAAAAAUGAAAUGGCAUUCUUUACGUCUAUGACAACGAAUACGAAAGACCCAAAUAAAAAGAAUGUUGUUUUAAUGGGACGAAGGACGUGGGAAUGUAUUCCAAAGAAGUACAAACCAUUAAAAAAUCGAAUAAACAUAGUACUUACGUCACAGCCUUUAGAUUACGGGGACGAUGCGAUAGUAUGCAAAAGUAUUCCACAUGCUCUCGAAGUUAUUAAAAAACCUACAUUAAAAGAUCAAGUCGAAGGUAUAUGGGUAAUAGGUGGAAGUUCCGUAUACAAGGCAGCAAUGGAAUCUCCGAACUUUCACCGAUUAUAUUUGACAAGAAUAAAAAAACAUUUUGUCUGUGAUACCUUUUUCCCAGCUAUUCCUAAUAAUUUUGUUUUGAUAGUGCGGCCACUUCAUUUGACGACCACCAAGAACAUGUAGAUGCAAAUGAUAGACCGAUUGUGCACCAUGCUUGCCAUCGUUGAUGACUAAACGAAAUCCGUCAUCGAGACCUUGUUGCUUCGCUACCUUACGAGCAACUAUCAUUAAAUGACCCAGCAAAGCUUCGUCCCCGUCUUCGGCAGUUGAAAGUUGUGGAAUUGGUUUUCGUGGAAUUACCAGGAAAUGCACCGGUGCUUGGCCGUUAAU